UUGUCCUCAACCCAGUUUGGCGCUAUACCCUCUAUGCUUCUAAGCAUCUAUCCAUAUCCAUUCCAUAAAAUUUUCCGAAAACGACAGACGACAAAAAAGAGGUUACUUUGAGGUUAUUGCGUUAUUGGUAGAUAUAAAAGUGAUUUAAAAAAUAGAAUUGUGUUGAAACUCAAUUUUGAGAUGGCUGCAAUAGAAGAUCCAAGAACCUUGUUAAACAGCGAUGGCUCAACAUAUUCCCUCUUUGAUAAAGUUAUGGGUCCAUCCAUUCUUGGCUUCUGUACUGGAUCUCUCAGUGUAUAUUACGACUACUCAAAAAAUAAGCCCAUUCAAGCUGGUGCACUGAAGCAUGUGGCUUUGUUGGUGGCGGGAGCGUAUGCUGGACAUCUGUUGGCUGAGAGAAGGAAUGCUCAUAACAGGGACAGGGACGCUGCCUACCGCCAUUACAUAGAGCUACACCCAGAAGACUUUCCAGCCCCAAAGAGAGUUCUGAUCAAAGAUAUGAUGAAGAAAUGGUCCCCUAGUCGUUGAAUGCAGUUACUCAUUGCUAAGUGCGUUCCCUCUAUGCUUUUAGUGUGAAAAGUUGUAUAUUUAUAAUUGUUGAAUUCAUCAGUAAAAAAUAAAUUCAUCAUUAUUUGUUGAUUUA
Molecule: messenger RNA, 643 nt
Organism: Nilaparvata lugens (brown planthopper)
Lineage: Eukaryota; Metazoa; Arthropoda; Insecta; Hemiptera; Delphacidae
Gene: ND-B14.5B
Product: NADH dehydrogenase [ubiquinone] 1 subunit C2
Exons: 3
Coding region: 181-528 (115 amino acids)
Biological process (GO): mitochondrial electron transport, NADH to ubiquinone
Cellular component (GO): mitochondrial inner membrane
Source: RefSeq, a predicted model, not a curated record